This is a messenger RNA of Cyanidioschyzon merolae strain 10D, 666 nucleotides long. Its product is annotated as similar to class 2 transcription repressor NC2 alpha subunit. NCBI's taxonomy places the organism in Eukaryota, Rhodophyta, Bangiophyceae, Cyanidiales, Cyanidiaceae. Gene Ontology annotation, biological process: regulation of DNA-templated transcription. The coding region runs from base 1 to 666 and encodes 221 amino acids. Gene Ontology annotation, cellular component: nucleus. The record is from RefSeq and is a predicted model, not a curated record. The transcript has a single exon. Gene Ontology annotation, molecular function: protein heterodimerization activity.
AUGCCAGGAGCAGUCGGUACGCACGGGUCGCGUUUUACGGCCGGCAGAGUGAAACGCCUCCUCCAGACGAACGAUGAAGUCGGACACAUGGCAGCGAGCGUGCCAGUUCUUGUAGGCCACGCCACUGAGCACUUUUUGCGGGACCUGAGCUUGCAGGCUCUCGCCUAUGCGAAGGAAUCAGGAGCAACUACGAUAACAUCAAGUUUGCUACGAUACACGGUGGAGAAAGAGCCUCGAUUCCAGUUUCUCCGCCCACUGUUUGCGAAAGUACCUCCACUGACUGAAAAGGAGCUGCAGGAAAUGAGCCGGAAUCGCGACAGCCGCUCACGUGUAAAGCACAGCGAAAGGAGGCCUCGAGCGAAACGGAAGACAACGGCCGGCACUGGCACUGGGAAAAGAGGCGGCGCUGCGCCUCGUCGAACAAAGCCCGCGGGCGCGACGACAGCAGACGCAAGCCAUGAAACCGGAGAAGACACACCCGAAACUGGUUCAGCUUUGGCGACCGAAGCACCUGCGCCAGAAGUUGCUCUCCAGGUGGCCGCAGAAGAAGAGUCCCGGAUGCCACUGGCCAGCUCGUCGUCGGGGGCUGGUGCGACGACUGCGGAUGCCUCUGCAAAGGCCGGAGCCUGGCACAUACUGGAAGAAGAUUAUGAUGUAGAGGAAUGA